AUGGACGGAAACGGUUUUGUCAACCACGUUUUUCGCUUUAAACACAAGACACCAAGUGACAGUCAAGAUCCAGCACUAUGCUGUUCUUUUGCCAAUUGGAUGGCGACAUUUGUAACCAACUUUACAGCCGUGGAACAGUCGGAAAGCAAAUGUAGCCAUGUCGAACCUUUACUGGACGAUCGUAUGGUCUCGGCGUCGCUCUUUACAAUUCAUGAAGUCGAAAUGUUACAACAAUUGGCGCAACGUCUUGUUGCUCCAGGUGGUAAACAUAAAAGAGGUGACGUGUGGUAUGAUCCAUGGCUUCCACAAUAUGGAUGUGUAGUUCAACGAAGUUGCUUAAGUGAUAUUAAAGUCAAGAUUGAAGUAAUUUUCGUCGAUGGAUGGGAGCGGACGCUUCACUUCUUACCAUCUGGAGAGUGUGUCCAUAGUGCCGUGCCAACGACACACCACGUCCUGCAUUGUGCAGACUUGGACACAAAAGUAGAAGCGGAAUUCUCGACUAGCUUUUCUGCCAAGUUAUCUGAAGCACAGACUCGUAGAGCAUCAGAGAGAAGUGCAGCACACAAUCAAUUGGGACACCAAAAGACUCCGCAGUUUAUUGCUGCAGUGGUGAGGUGUACCGUUAAUUCGUUAGUGCAAGGGGUCUCACAAGUUGGGUCGAUAACUGCUGGUCCCAGAGGAGGCACAACUGAUGUGGGACUACAUACUGGAGGCCGAGCACGGGACACUUGCUGGGCAAUUGUUAAAGCUGUGAUUGAGACACAAUCUCGAUUGUGA
Molecule: messenger RNA, 777 nt
Organism: Peronospora farinosa
Lineage: Eukaryota; Oomycota; Peronosporomycetes; Peronosporales; Peronosporaceae
Source: the annotation of a GenBank genome assembly